Messenger RNA from Phyllopteryx taeniolatus (common seadragon), 3796 nucleotides. RefSeq names its product cortexin-1-like. The coding region runs from base 1202 to 1585 and encodes 127 amino acids. The transcript is spliced from 2 exons. The record is from RefSeq and is a predicted model, not a curated record. NCBI's taxonomy places the organism in Eukaryota, Metazoa, Chordata, Actinopteri, Syngnathiformes, Syngnathidae.
CUAGAACCUCUGAACUGUUAGGCAGAUGUGCUAACCAAUAGUCCACUUGUGCAACCUCCUGCCUGUAUACUCACAGGAUAGCAAAUUAGAGCCAACUCAGUUUUUGAAAGGUAUUAUUUGCAUUGGAUCUCCUUAGUGCAGGUGUACCUAAUGUUAUGGCUCGCGAGAAUUCAUACACAUGAAAACCACUGGCUUCGGGCAUCAUUAUUACAAGCAGGUAGAGAAGGUCCCUGCGUGAUUGGCUUCCGACUCGGAGUGGGCGUGGCUCGAAGAGAGCAGCUGCUUUUUGCAGGGAGUCUCCAGUCCGUGCAAAGCGACGCUGAGAGGCAGCAGGAGAGGAGGAGGCGGCGGAGGAGGCGGCGGAGGACAGCAUCACAAAGUUUGAGGCUGCAGCCGAGGAACCUCGCGUGGCAUCAGGUAGUGAGUGAAUUGGAGCUGCUGUAACUCAUCCGCGGUUGACGUCAUGUCUGCAGAGGACGUCACCCGGAGUAGAUUCUAAGACUCAGCUAUUGGACUCGUCUUUUGAAUGAAUGAAGUUCACACAUCUGACAGACUCACACUUGCUAUUUUCUACCUCUUGUUGCCUCACCAUUAGUCUUUUUUUUUUUGUUUUUUUUUUUAAAUGUGUGUGUGUGUGUGUGGCGCUCAUCCCAAAGGGAAAUGGUGAGAAGAACUUCUCUGGACACUUGACUUCUCUGACCCACUUGUCACUCUUUAUUUUGGUAGGCAGUGGGAGGACUUUUGCAUUUGGUUGGGCCUUACUGUUAGUUACUGUUACUUUUGCAUUGAUCAUCCACUGAACAAGACAGUAGGAAAACCUCAUCAGUAUUGGUGACCUGACAGCCAUACAUUGCUCUACCCAACUGCUUUCUUAAUCAGUGCCGUAUCAGUUCUCAGAACAUUGACCUUGCCUUCCCGUGACUUCCUGUCUUCUCUGAUUAUUGCCCUAAAAAUAUGAUCGCCUGAGGGGGGGGGGGUUCAGUGCAGACAGCGUUGCAAUUUCCCUCCUAAGCAGUCCUUAUUAAUAUAAAAGGGUGCGGCACGUUGUCACAUCAGAUUAGGAAGACAGUUGUCACUUGAACUGACCUACAUUUAACAAAAUAAAUCAGAGGAAACACUGCCCUGAAAAUAGCGCAACUUAAUACGCCAUCUUUGGUUUAAACUCCAAAAGAGAUUUACAAAACCCCACAAUCAGUUGCUCAUGAACACCUUCCCUUCCUUCUCCUCACCACCCCCCAAUACACCAACCAUCCAGUCGGUGUGCAAACCGUGCUUCCGGGCCCCGUGGAGGAUGAGCGAUGGGCCCACGCUCGACUACGAGUUGCUGCUGUCCCCGGCCGGCUCUUCCCUCCCCGGCGGCGCUGGCGGCGGCAGCAGCAGCGGCCCCCCACUGGCCUUGGUCGGGGUGGACGCUGAGCAGCGCACCGCUUUGGCCUUCGUGGGCCUGCUCAUGCUCUUUCUGGUCUUCCUGCUCGUCAGGUGCUUCAGGAUCCUGCUGGACCCCUACAGUCGCAUGCCUGCAUCAUCCUGGACUGACCACAAGGAGGGGCUGGAAAGGGGUCAAUUUGAUUACGCGUUGGUGUAGGAGGGGCUCAAGAAGGGUAACAUUGCACAUGGAUACCAUCUGUCACAGCUUUGAAUUGAAAUCUAAAUGUGGACAAUGAAUCAUAUUGUGAACACACUCAAGGAGUUUUUGUGUGUGUGUGUAAAUGUUCAUGUCAAAGCCUGGUUUUGGAUGAUGUGUGUUAGUGUAAAUAUGAGGCAUAACAUGACUGCACUCAUGCAGACCAGCAGGACCACAAAAAGCCAAAAUGAUGAAGCUGCACAGCUGCCUUAAUCUGACCUGUUGUACGAGCUUGACAGCACACGGCAAAGCAUCACAUGAGCAAAAUACAAAUAUAUCAAUUAAUUUUCAUUAUCUUCACACAAAGUUUUCAAGUGUGGGACAGUGAGAAUAUGAAAAGGCUAAUUGUAACAACAGUUAAAUAAUUUCCUUUCAAAACAUAAAGAUGCAUUGCAAAAUUCUGGUGAAAUUUCACGUCAGAUCAUUUUUGAAUAUCCUGUAACACAGUGGGUCAAAGUAGAUAAAGUAAAGUGAAUUAAGGAUGUUACUGUCAAGGGGCACUUAAGUCUUGUUGCAUUGUUUUACAAAGUCACAGCGUACAAUGGAGUAAAAAACAUGCAGUUUUUCUCAGCCCAGUGAGUGUGCAUGGACGUGAAACAUUUGCUGCACUUUGCUGGUUUGUGUGUGAGGGGGCGGGGCCAGGCGCUCGAGCAGAGUGGAGCACAGACACACAGGAGCACAGCGAGGUGGCAAAAAGGUCACCUACAUCGGUUACACAUUGACCAAUGACGAUUUUAUCGAUGGUCUGCUAAAAUCGGCCCGAUUAAUCAGUGGGCCAAUUACAGUGGGUUUCAAUCAAUAUUAAGAGAACUUAAUAGCUGUAAAACAAAAAAAAUAAGUAAAACCGCUUUUACGUUUCUUUUAGGUUGGUAAAAUAACUUGUAUACUUAAUAUAUAUUUAUAUUUAACUAAUUGCAUUGAUCAUGUACUGAGCCAGCAGACGUUAGUUCCAUUUCCUUUUCCUCUUUGCCAGCACUCGUUCUGUGGUGGCGUCACUUAAGGUGAAAAAGCUAAACGAAAAGAAGACACACAAUAAUAUAAUAUUAACUGAAUUCUCACAAGAUGGAUAUAUAUGGUCUCCACACAGGUUAUUUGAACCCGGGUCCUCAGAACUGUGAGGCACAAGUGCCGCUAUAUAAUAUAUGUAUAAAAUGAUUUUGUAUUUUUUUUCCUCUCUCAAGCUGCUGAUUUAAGGUUUACAUUUGGACAGCUAACAUCAGAUCAUGCCGCUAACACAGGCAAAAAUGGCGAGUUUACACUUUAGCAGAGGGCCCUUUAAUUCAUCAAAGCUGUUACAAAGCAUUCAUUAGUUAUGGGCUCAUCAAGGAUAUCACAUGCUAACAUUUUUUUCUGGGUGCAAAUUGUGUUGAUAGACGUUGAUCCUUGAAUAGCACUGCAACGUCAUGCUUUUAAGGCCACAGCAGGUCGUUCAUGUCUCCUUCAAUUCUUAUCAGUGUUGUGUGUUUGUGUCUAUACCUUGAUAAGCCAUAUUGAUUCAAUAUAAAUAUAAAUAUAUAACCUCUUACUUGCACGUACCGUUUGUGUUUUUUUUUUUUUUUUUUUUUUCAUUUGCCAGCCAAGUGUGGUGAUAAAGCAAAAGCAAUCUUUAGCUAAAAUAUUGCUUUAUUUUUCUAAUCUUGACUCAAGUUUUGGAGUCUCCUUUUUGCAAUCUCCCCGUCCUUCCUGAAUAUGUAAAAGUGCACUGUAUAUUUUGAAAGUAGUGACUCAGCCAUGUCUUUGAGGGAGACAAAGCUGAUUGCUUCUCUGUUUCUUUCUGUUUUGUAAUAACAUCUUCUAAGACGUGUGUUCUUUGGUUUUGAUACUCUGGGUACGAUUGGUCAAAAAUAAAAAUUACAAAAAUGUCCUCUUCAGUUGUGUGUUGUUCAUUUUGUCACAGUGGCAACCCGAAGUAUAUGUACAUUUAAGAUAUGUAUGAACAUAAAGCUGACCUGGUUGACACCUCUUCACCUUUAUCCAUCCAUCCAUUUUCUAUAUCCCAGCUGACUUUAAGGGAGAGCUGGGUACACCCAGUACAUAUAGACAAACAUACAUGAACAUUUACUUUCACACCUACGGUAUACAAUUAACCUAACAUUCAUCUUUUAGGAAUGUGGAAGGCUAGAGCUGGUGAGUCAAACCUCAGAACGGCUGACAUGCUAACCGUUGGUCCAC